Linum tenue is the source of this 159-nucleotide messenger RNA. The record is from the annotation of a GenBank genome assembly. Lineage: Eukaryota; Viridiplantae; Streptophyta; Magnoliopsida; Malpighiales; Linaceae.
UUGAAAGUGGAAUUCGGAUUCACUCCUUACAGCGAGAGGCUGAACAGGCGGAUCGCGUUUCUCGGGCUGGUGGUGUUGCUGCUGCUGGAGCUGGCGACGGGGAAGAGCGUGCUCAGCUACCACACCCCGUCGAUCGUCCUCGUCCUCGUCCCGAUCUAA